Molecule: messenger RNA, 4482 nt
Organism: Phragmites australis (common reed)
Lineage: Eukaryota; Viridiplantae; Streptophyta; Magnoliopsida; Poales; Poaceae
Exons: 16
Coding region: 326-4093 (1255 amino acids)
Source: RefSeq, a predicted model, not a curated record
GACGGCGACCCCACCUCCCCCUUCUCUCUCUACGCCCCUUCCUCCGGCUUCGCCGAAGCUCUCUCUCCUCUCCAUUGUCCAUCCAACUCGAGCUCCUCCGAACCUCGACGCGAGCGAAAUCCGGCGCCCGCUUUGCUCGUCGGGGCCCCACCGGCCCCCUCCCCCGCGCUGCCGGAUUGGAGAUCCGGAUCUCCACGCGCGCGGUAUUUCAGUGAUUUGAGAUUCCAUGCAGCCUUUAGCUCCAUGGUUGCAAGACCAGGUUGUUGUCACCUUCUGAGUUCGUGUCCGACAUGUUAAUUUUUUAAAAAUUGCCAGAACUGGGACAAUGGCUUCUGGUACAAAAUCUGAUUUGGUGUCUGGUAGCCCAGAUGGGCAUGGAUACUUCAACGCGCAACGCAGCCCCUAUGCAGCUGCUUCAUUGGAAAGGUCAGGAAGCUUUCGUGAAGGUGGUGAUGGUUAUGCAAUGUUCCCAGCACCAAGCUCUUCAAGAUCAACAGGAGUGGACUCUGCCACUCUUCUUCAUUCACUUGCUGUGGACUUAAGAACUGCAACUGUGGAUCACAAGACAUCUCGGUUAGAUCUAAAAAAAUCAAUAAGUUCCAUUUUUGGAACCUCCCCCGAAGAUUCGACGCCAACUCCAUCUCUAGGAAGAAAUCUAUCUAAUUCUGUUGAAGAGAUCAGACGCAUGAAGAAUAAUCUUAAUGAUAACUCAAACAAGGCUAGGGAAAGAGCCAGAGCUUUUGGUGGUGCUGUAAUGAAGAUUGAGAGACUUUGUCCUAAUAUUGUAAGAAAACGUUCCCGAGGAGAUGGUUCAUCAAAUGAACGAUCCGGUGCAUUAUUGUCUGGAGGAGUUAUCCCUAAAAAUGUACCACAAAGCCAUUUAAAUGCCGAUGAUGUGGAACUUGGACCUCAGAGGGGAGAAGAAAGGACAAAGAAUGCAGGACAAAACAGGAGAAUACGUACAUCCAUGGUGGAGAUGGAUGCAAGGACAGCUGGUCCAUCAAGGGGGCUGGGGCCUACUGAUAGAAUCUCAGAUCCUGGCAAAGCCACCAAUGGUGGUUCAGCAGUCCCAGAAGAAAAAACAAGAGGUUUGGCAACUAGUAUUGAUGGUUGGGAGAAGCCAAAGAUGAAGAAAAAGCGUUCUGCUAUUAAGGCAGAUAUGUCCCUUGUUGGUGCUUCAAGGACUCCUGAUGUAGACCGGGAGUCAAAGCAAGGCAUGCAACACAAGUUUAGUAACGAUGGUAGGGCAAGAAUGGCAAGUUCCUCUAGUUUCAGGUCUGGAACUGUUGCAUCUGGCACUAGUAAAGCAGAUUUACUUUCAGCACAAAAUGGUCUUGUUGGACGAUGCUUAAAUAGGAGUGACCAAGACAGUAGUGGUUUCCAUCCUACUAAUAGAAGGGAUCGUCAAGUUCUUUUAGAUAAAGAAAUGCCUAAUCCAAGAACCAUUAACAAGCCAAAUGAAGAUGACGGAGGAGGUAAUAUCUCAUCAUUGCCGAAGGCGAAUGGGUCUGCCAGGGGACCCCGAUCAAAUUCGGGUUUAUUAUUGAAAUCAUCUCCAAACAUUCAUCGAUUACAAGCUAGUUCUGAUGAUUGGGAACAUCCUUCUGGUACAAAUAAGUUAAUUUCUGCUGGUGGAUCUGGAAAUCCUAAACGUACGAAGUCUACACAUUCAUUAUCUCCUCCCACCCAGUGGGGUGGGCAGAGGCCUCAAAAGAUAUCCCGCUCGGCAAGGAAGUCAAAUUUAGUCCCUAUUAUCACAACUACCGAUGGUGCACUGGUAUCAAGUUCGCUAGACAGUCCUGUCAAUGAAGAUUCUCCAGGGCUACCAAGGCGUGCAUCUGUAAAUGGUCUUCAACAAACGAAACGGGGAGAUCAUGGGCCCUCUACUGGAUCUGAAGGUGAUGAACCUGUAGUUGCUGAGAAAAAGCUAAGGGACAAAAGCAAAAGGGCUGGUGAACUGGAUGACGGGCAUGGCUCUGGUUUUCAGAAAAUAGCUAUGCUUGGGCAUCCUUCCAAAAGGAAUAAGUUGUUUGCUGAUGAGGAUAUUGGAGAUGCUGCAAGGAGACAAGGAAGGGUUGGACGGAGUUUUACUCCAACCAGGCCUGGCACUCCUGUAUCAAUUGACAAGCUUGAAAGUGCUCCGACUACAAAACAAAGAAGUGUGAGGACAGUUUCAGAGAGAAACGAAAGUAAAUCUGGAAGACCAAUUUUGAAAAAGAUAUCUGAGCGCAAAGGCAAUGCACGACCUAGACAUAUAAGUAGUAGUGUGCAAUCAGACUUACCUGUGCAAUCGGAAGAUGAUCAUGAGGAGCUUCUUGCUGCAGCAAAUGCUGCCCUAAGAUCUGCUUGUGCAAGUCCACUCUGGCGGCAGGUUGAACCUUUCUUUGCUUUUUUGACUACAGAAGAUGUAGCCUAUCUAAGUCAACAGAUACAUCUGCCGGAUGACUCCGCCUCGAGCAGGUCAGUGGAAGGAGAUGAAAGCCAGAAAUAUAAGGGUGGUCUUGAAUACAUUUCACAGCCAUCAACUCCGGCUGGUAGCAACAAAGAUGAUCACACCGCCCUUCCAAAUGGUUAUGGCUUGAAUCAGUUGGAUAAUGGCAUAGGGGUUGCCUGGGAGACAAGCUGCAUCGAACCUAUCCUGGAUCAACUUGUCCACGGGAUUGGGGUAAAAGGAGGUGCUUCAGUUGGCCAAAGACUUAUUCAAGCUUUGAUUGAUGAAGAUAAGGUUGAAAGUAUUACCAACAACAUUUACAGAAGUGAGGGAUAUCCAUUUGAUACACAUGAAAUCCAUUUCAAUGGAGGAUGGAAGUCUCAUUCACAUGAUUAUAAGUUAGAGCCUUUAAUGAAUUUUGAAGCUUCAGUGAGGGGCCCAAAUGGUUUGAUGAUGGAUUUUGACUGGAAAUGUAACAAUGAACUUCCACAUAAAAGCGGGAAUAUCAUGGAGAAAGCCAAGGUGUGGCCUGACUUUCAGUAUAGUGAGUUGUGCUUCAGUGAUAGGAUUAUCAUCGAAUUGAGUGAAGUUGGUGUAUCUGUUGAACCUGUGCCUGAUCUUACACAGAGUGAGGACGAGGAUAUUAAUGCUGAAAUCUGUAAAUUAGAAGGCCAACUUCAUAAAGAGGUUGUGGAGAAGAAAAACUUGCUAUUGAAACUGGAUGGUGUUGUUAGAACUGCAAAAGAGUCUCAGCAGAGUGAAUUUUCACGGCGUGCCAUGGACAGACUUUUGCUGAGAGCAUACGAGAAAUAUAUGGCUUUCUGUGGUCCAAAUGUUUCAAGCAGCAAAAAUGUUAAUCGAGCUGGCAGACAUGCUGUGCUAAGUUUUGUCAAGCGAACACUAGCACGUUGCCAAAACUAUGAGGAGGUAGGAACAAGUUGCUUUGAUGACCCCAUUUUCAAGGAUCUGUUUGUGUCAGUUACCUCUCACAGAGGUGGCCCAGAUGCCGCUUCACAAGAUAAUAAUACAAUAGUGAAAUCAGUCCAUUGGGCCAGUGCCUCAGAUACUUCGCGAGCAAGCAUUCACCUGUCGGAUCUGUCAUUUGCAAAGGAGGAUCCCUGGACAAAUAAUGUAAAACAAAGGGAAUUGUUGCUCGAUGAGGUUGUAGGUAGCAUAACAGGAGGAACCCUGAAAACCUCGGGCCUUGGUAAUCCGCUUGUCAGCAAUACAAAAGGAAAGAGAAGUGAGAGAGAUAGAGAAGGGAAGGGGCACAACCGAGAUGGUGUUAGAUCCGGUCGUCCAUCGUCAUCCAAUGCAAAAGGAGAAAGGAAGAAUAAAACAAAGCCCAAACAGAAGACAACCAACAUCUCUGCUCCUGCGAGCAGUACUCCUAGGGAUACACAGUUGCCAGCCAAAAUAACGCCUUCGAACAAUGGCAAGGACAGCACGGCUGCUGCUGCUAGACGUGAUGAUCCAGCAAAUGCUUCAAAUGAUGCUGAAAUGCCAGACUUGUCUAACCUCGAGCUGCCAGGAAUGGACAUCGACUUUGGUGGCUGGUUAAAUAUAGACGACGAUGGACUCCAAGAUCUCGACUUGAUGGGCCUCGAGAUCCCCAUGGACGACAUCAACGAAAUCACGUUUCAUCUCAACGGCCCCCCAUAGAAAGCUCCCUAUAGUGCACAGGUAACAAGGUGAUUUUCUCGAGAUAACCACCAACCCAGCAGGUUAAACGACAGGCCGGAUAGGCUUCAGGUAGUUUUGAUAACGUUUAUAGAGACCUCUUCACAGUCCCCACCCACAUUUCCCCCUUUUUGUACCAGCGUGUAAUUUGCCUCCCUACCUUGUACCAUAUGUAACCCUGUCGUAUAGACGUGUACAUAUCUAUUUUGGUAUUGUACAAGGUAGGGGAGCUAGUUGCUUCAUUUAUCCAGAUGUACUGAAAAGGUUGUAUAUAUCGUCAUCCUAGCGCUGAAAUAAAGCGCGCCAGUUAUAGCAACUUGUUUGUUGUAAAUCCCGUAACAGUGGCGCACAGCCGCACACCAUUUUUGCUA